UCGUCCCCCGGCAGCCGCCGCGCGUCGCCGCGCAUGGGCUCCCUCCUGGGCUCCUCCGCCUCCAUCCCCAAGUUCCAGCACCCCAGCCACAGCCUGCUGGAGGAGAACGGCUUCACCCAGAUCAAGUACGAGAAGUUCAUGACGCGGUGCGUGGCGGAGCGCGCGGAGCGCGGCGCGGUCCAGUCGGAGGAGAUGAACACGUUCUUCCGCUUCGGGUGUUACUUCCUGCGCGAGCAGUUCAACCAGCAGAUGUACGACGACUUCCGCAAGUACGCUCUGGAGGAUGCUGCGGGGGACUACCAGUACGGCAUGGAGUGCCUGUUCCGCUUCUACAGCUACGGCCUGGAGCGGGCGUGGAGCGAGAGCCUGUACCGCGACUUUGAGGAGCUGACGCUGCUGGACUUUGAGAACGGCAGCCUGUAUGGUCUGGAGAAGUUCUGGGCGUUCCACCACUACACA
This is a messenger RNA of Chlorella variabilis, 459 nucleotides long. RefSeq lists its product as hypothetical. Gene Ontology annotation, biological process: mRNA stabilization. NCBI's taxonomy places the organism in Eukaryota, Viridiplantae, Chlorophyta, Trebouxiophyceae, Chlorellales, Chlorellaceae. Gene Ontology annotation, molecular function: RNA cap binding. The transcript has 3 exons. The annotation marks the transcript as partial. The record is from RefSeq and is a predicted model, not a curated record.